Messenger RNA from Plasmopara halstedii, 450 nucleotides. Its product is annotated as calmodulin. Bases 1 to 450 code for a protein of 149 amino acids. The transcript has a single exon. NCBI's taxonomy places the organism in Eukaryota, Oomycota, Peronosporomycetes, Peronosporales, Peronosporaceae. Gene Ontology annotation, molecular function: calcium ion binding; enzyme regulator activity. The record is from RefSeq and is a predicted model, not a curated record.
AUGGCUGAUCAACUAACUGAAGAACAAAUUGCUGAAUUCAAGGAAGCGUUCUCGCUGUUUGACAAGGAUGGCGAUGGAACUAUUACCACCAAGGAGCUUGGCACAGUCAUGCGUUCGUUGGGUCAGAAUCCUACGGAAGCUGAGUUACAAGACAUGAUUAACGAAGUUGAUGCGGACGGUAAUGGUACGAUCGACUUUCCUGAGUUUCUUACCAUGAUGGCUCGUAAGAUGAAGGACACUGACUCGGAGGAGGAGAUUUUGGAGGCGUUCAAGGUGUUUGACAAGGACGGAAAUGGUUUUAUUUCGGCUGCUGAACUUCGUCACAUCAUGACCAACUUGGGGGAGAAGCUAACAGACGAAGAAGUUGACGAGAUGAUUCGUGAAGCUGACAUCGAUGGCGACGGACAGAUCAAUUACGAGGAAUUUGUCAAGAUGAUGAUGUCGAAGUAA